Lepisosteus oculatus (spotted gar) is the source of this 2286-nucleotide messenger RNA. Its product is annotated as transmembrane 4 L6 family member 1. The record is from RefSeq and is a predicted model, not a curated record. NCBI's taxonomy places the organism in Eukaryota, Metazoa, Chordata, Actinopteri, Semionotiformes, Lepisosteidae. Gene Ontology annotation, cellular component: membrane.
UGAGCUGUCCCAGCCCUCCCGGGUUUUGCGAAAUCUGCUCACUCUAGAUAACAGACACCAAAAGUUAGCUGGCAUCGAACCCAAGUCAAGCAUCUUUUUCUUCACUGAGUGCGGCGCAACAGAUCGAGCAGUGGACUCGAAGAUGUGUAUUGCUCGCUGUGGCAAAGCUCUGGGGAUUCUCCUCAUCCCCCUGGCGCUGGUCUCCAUGCUUGCCAACACGCUGCUGCUGUUCCCAAACCUGCAAUCCCGUUACCUGAGGGAGGGGCACAUUACCAAAUACGCUACCUUGGGAACAGGACUGUGGGCGUCAGGACUGUUGGUUCUCCCAGCUGCGAGGGUGUUCAUAACAAGCAGUCACAAGAAAGGGAGGUGCGGCUUUAGGAGUGAAAUGCUGUGCUCGAUUUUAUAUGCUGUUAUAGCGAUGGCAGGAGCUACGCUGUGUUUCGUAACGAGUGGGACUGCACUGGUUGAGGGACCCCUCUGCAAGUACAAUGAGACCUAUAGCAACGGCACACAGGAGCAGGUGUGGGGCACCCCGCUGGAGCACAAGACGCCCAGUCCCAGCAGCUGGGAGGAGGUGUGUUUGGAGCCGCAAGGCGUGGUACUCUGGAACGUGGUCCUGUUCUCCACCCUCCUGGCCAGCAGCGGGACACAGGCGCUGCUCUGCAUCAUCCAGGUCCUCAACGCCAUCCUGGGCUUCUUGUGUGGGCCAGACAUCAAGCACAACAAGGUCAGCCCAGUGUGAAGAAACAAUCCAUUCACAGAAGAGGAGGAAAAAGGCACUUUAAACCUUUGGAACAGUAGGAACUGACUGUCAGGUCUUUCUCUCAGUUUAUUCAGUGAAACUGAUUUUUUUCAUAGGAGACUCGUUGAAAACUGCUGAAGAGAAAAGUAUGGAAAACUGGUGCGGGUGCUGUUUGAUUUUCGUUUCCCAUGCUGUCGUCUGGCAAUAGCAUAGGACUCUGCACGGGGACAACAUGCUUUCAGAACAGGAUGAGGCCUGUGUCCAACACCACCUUUUCCUUAAGACUGUCCACAGAGAGCCUGCUCCACCACAUCUCUGUGCCUGCUUAGUCAUUCUGAAAAGAUUUUGCUGGGGCUCACGUUCCACCAUCAGUCUCUAAAAAUAGUUCUGAUUCUUGUUCUGUUUUUUUUUUUUGCCUUGUGGUGGCUCUGUCAGUAAAGAUGCAUACUUAGAGUGUAGUGUGGCCUCAAGGGCUCAUCCAGCUAUUAAACAGGCUGGGGCGGGGGGCAACUGGCCCCUUCUUGUUUGAAAGUGCUCUUUCAUUUUUAUCAAUGGUAAAACUCUGGCUAAAGUUAUUAUCCCACUAUGACUGGGACUCUGCAGUCAUAGUUUCACAUCACCUUCAGUGUGGUGUUGAGCAAGGUAUCCUUAACUUAUCACUGUUUGCUCAGGACAAACCAACUUUCCUGGUAAAAGGAUGACUAGGAACCCUUCAAGUGUGAAAUGAAUGCAUUUAAAUUUACCAGCAGCAUAAUUUGUUCAAUGUAAAUCUUCCUCAAUACCAGUAGACAGGAAACUGUAAAAUUACUGAUAUGUGCAUUUUUGGAAAGACCUAUAUGGAGUAUUUAUUAAUGCUCACAAUCUUUUUAUGUAUUAAUUAAUUUCAUUAUUAAAAUAUUAUCAUGAGUGAUUUCAAUAUUUUAGCACCAGUUAAGUAUUUGGAUACUGGACGUCAUGUAAUAUGCAGCGUUAAAUUUGACAAAUACAUUAGGAAGAGCUGAAUAUACUGAGAGGCAAUGGAAAAGCACUUCCAUUAGUGAAAUGUCUUAAUGGCUCCAAGGAGCUUCAUAUGGACAAUUCUUGCUUCAGCAGACUGAGGAUCACAGCGAUUAUAUCACACCAUUAAAAUGCCACACAGAAAACAUGCUUGCAUUCAUCACUGCGUGUUACAAGUGAAGAUUCCUCUUUGCGAUCAGUAAUCACAGCACCUUGCAGAUGACUGGCGGAAGUCAUUAUAAGGUAGGGCCGGGUACUAUACCCAUGCAUUAUGAUAUCAACAGACUGAAUGGCAUUUUAGAAAAUUACUGCACUGUUACAUUCAUUGCACACUUGUCAGCAAUUCAAUGGUAACAGCUGUUUCAUCAGAAGUAAUGCUGAAGAAACACUUAUUUUACACCCACCAAAAAAUCCCUAAGCAUUUACUUUCAAACAGAUUGACAACGAUGGUGAUAUUACUGUAUAAUUUCCCAAAAAUGGAUAAAUAUUUCUUUUCGUUUCUGGUGUACAUUGUUUGAAUAAAUGAGAAUGUACUGUACCGAUGA